This is a messenger RNA of Raphanus sativus (radish), 940 nucleotides long. Its product is annotated as V-type proton ATPase subunit c1. The transcript has 3 exons. The record is from RefSeq and is a predicted model, not a curated record. NCBI's taxonomy places the organism in Eukaryota, Viridiplantae, Streptophyta, Magnoliopsida, Brassicales, Brassicaceae. Gene Ontology annotation, molecular function: proton-transporting ATPase activity, rotational mechanism. Gene Ontology annotation, biological process: proton transmembrane transport. Gene Ontology annotation, cellular component: proton-transporting V-type ATPase, V0 domain. The coding region runs from base 16 to 663 and encodes 215 amino acids.
AACGUGGGCCGAAUAAUGAAGCCCAUCUUCAGAUCCCGACGUGUGCGCUUCUUCGCUGGGGAGGUUGUUAAUACAGAUAUCAUCAUCAUCCAUCCAUCAAUCAUUCACCCUCUGAUCUCAACUUCAGAUUCAUCGGCCGGCGUCUUCUUAAAAUUCAGAUCGUCGAAGAUGUCUACGUUCAGUGGCGAUGAGACCGCUCCUUUCUUCGGCUUCCUUGGCGCUGCCGCAGCCCUCGUCUUCUCCUGCAUGGGAGCUGCAUAUGGGACUGCCAAGAGUGGUGUCGGUGUGGCAUCUAUGGGUGUUAUGAGACCUGAGUUGGUCAUGAAGUCUAUUGUCCCUGUUGUUAUGGCUGGUGUCUUGGGUAUCUAUGGUUUGAUUAUUGCUGUUAUCAUCAGUACCGGUAUUAACCCCAAGGCUAAAUCUUACUACCUCUUCGACGGUUAUGCUCAUCUCUCUUCUGGUCUCGCUUGUGGCCUUGCUGGUCUUUCUGCUGGAAUGGCCAUUGGUAUUGUUGGUGAUGCUGGUGUCAGGGCCAAUGCUCAGCAGCCAAAGCUUUUCGUUGGUAUGAUUCUUAUCCUCAUUUUCGCUGAAGCUCUGGCUCUAUACGGUCUCAUCGUCGGGAUCAUCUUGUCUUCCCGAGCUGGUCAGUCCCGAGCCGAAUGAGAAGAGAAUGCGCUUCUUCUUGGAUUCUUUGCUUUGCUUUCUCGCUCUCGUCUUAUAUUAUUUCUCAGGUUAGUAGAGGGAGUCCCCCAGUGGUUUUGCUACUUUAUGUAGCACGUUUCUUAAAAAAACCACACAAUCACCAAAGUGUUGUUCGUUUUCCACCCUUGUGUUAUGUUUGUAAUAUUCUUCUCUUCCCAGUUAAGAGAGACACCCUCUUAUUUAUACUUGUUUUUUGUCAUUCUAAUAAAAUCACAGAAAACUCAAUUUGAUCUUUGUU